UUGAGUUCAAGUCUUACAUAUUUGACUUUUUUAAACACAGCAGACCCUUUUCUUCUCUCUCACCAACUACACUCCGUCGUCAAGCGUGGUUGUUGUGUGAGGAGCGCGGCCAAUUCCGGCGCCGGCAGGUACACGGCCUUUCCGCCGUAGGCCUCCGCUCCUUCCCCUCUUUCUCUUUAUUACUCUCUCUAUAUGUACAUAUGUGUGUGGAUUGCAAUGGAAGUGUAGCAUUAUUUGAUUGAAUGGGGAUGAAGUAAGGAAGAGAACGGGUUUGGUUUAGUUUGGUUGGGUUUUUAUUUCAUUACUAAGAUUGGUAUAUUCUCAGUAACCAAUUGCUAGUAAGAGAAUGAGUGCAAGCUGUUUGGUAGCAGAGACAAUAUGGAAGGAAAUUGAGUCUACACACAAAGGAUUGGUUGUCGCUGUUUUGGAAAGGGCUAUCCACACAGAGGGUUUCUACCAACCAGGAAAUUGAAGGAAGUGUUACUUUGUAAAAUGUUUAAUAGUGAAAGUUAUCGGAACCUCCACUCUUAAGGGUGACACUCUGAUGGGGAAUUGGGUAUUAUGAGAUGCCUAAGUCUUGUAUUGACAAUGAAUGAUGAUCAACUUUGGACUUUGCAUUUCUUGUUUGGCAAGAACUUCGAGGGAGCCACUAGAAUUGUUGACCAAAGAGGUGUCAACAAGAUAUCUGCUCACCCCAGUGGAAGGUUUAUCUUUCAGGUUACAGGAGAAUCCCGAAGAAAAGACCAAUAUCUCUGUUUUGCAGAGAAUUUUUGUGCUUGUCAUUCUUUCUUUUAUGACGUCGUCAACAGAGGAGAACAACUUUGUUGUAAACAUCAGUUAGCUGCAAGACUUGCUGCAUCUUUGGGAUCAUAUACUGAAGUUAACGUGUCUGAUGAGGAGCUAGCUCUGUUACUAUCCAGAAUAUAGCCCUUGCUUUGUAGAUUAACACUGUAUAAUUUAUUUAAUAUUGAUUUUAUAGAGCAAGGAACAUAUCAUCUUUAGAUUUAGUUAAUAUGUAUUACAUGGGCAAAAACAAGAACAUCUUAUCCGUAAAAAAGUGUAUUUAGAUGGGCAAAAGCAAGAACAGAUGAAGCACUAAAAGCCAUUUGUGGUAGACUUUUUAACAUUUUUUCUUCCUUUUUAUAAAAAUAACCUUAUACAA
Molecule: messenger RNA, 1162 nt
Organism: Vigna radiata var. radiata (mung bean)
Lineage: Eukaryota; Viridiplantae; Streptophyta; Magnoliopsida; Fabales; Fabaceae
Product: zinc finger SWIM domain-containing protein 7
Exons: 7
Coding region: 562-927 (121 amino acids)
Biological process (GO): double-strand break repair via homologous recombination
Cellular component (GO): Shu complex
Molecular function (GO): zinc ion binding
Source: RefSeq, a predicted model, not a curated record